Molecule: messenger RNA, 2175 nt
Organism: Punctularia strigosozonata HHB-11173 SS5
Lineage: Eukaryota; Fungi; Basidiomycota; Agaricomycetes; Corticiales; Punctulariaceae
Exons: 2
Coding region: 1-2175 (724 amino acids)
Source: RefSeq, a predicted model, not a curated record
AUGCCCGACCCGACUAUGCCUCCGCGCGGUAGCGCCUCGGCGCCCACCUUUGACGACGAUCCGGCGGAGCUUGGCCGAUAUUUUGAGGAGCUUGAAGAGCUGUUCCUCUCGUGCAAGAUUGCGGACGACGCCGAAAAGGUCCGCCACGUCGUGCGCUAUGCCACAGCCAAGCCUGCCAGCACAUGGAAGAUGGAAUCGGCUUACGACGCGAAGGACUACGCUGCGCUCAAGACCGCCAUCUUCGAGAUGUACCCGGGCUCGAAGCCCGAGGCUCAGUGGUCGCGCGAAGACCUGCGGCGCAUCGUCUCUGCACGCGCGGCGAGUCCCAUCUCUUUGCGUAACGAGCUUGGAUCAUACUACCGCGACUUCAAAGGCAUAGCUCAGUACCUCAUCAAGAAGCUCUGGCUCUCCGAGAACGAGGCGAACUUUCUAUUCAUCGACGGCUUCACCGGUCCCUUGCGCGAACGACUCGACUUCCAACUGGCGAUACUACACCCAUCUCAGAACCCGAAUGAGGCUAUCCCGCGCGACAAAGUCUUUGCGCAAGCUGACCAUCUCCUAUCGGCGCGGCAGGGUGCUGUCUUCGCUGCGGAAUUGCCUCGGACGCAUUUUCCCACGCCUGCUGCGGAAUAUCCGCGGGGGAUUUCACCGGCGGCUUCGCCCUCAGCCACAAUCGCGGCGCCUGCCGGCAUGGUCAAAGUCGAAGAUAUUCAGUACUACAUCAGCGCGGCGCUCGCAGCUCAACAGAAUGCGCGCGCACUGAGUGUUCCAGUCCCAGCCAACACCCCUGCUCAGGCUGCCCUCCAUCCGGGAUCACAGCCGACUCUCACUCCUCGUUCGUACUCCAACAACUGCCACAUGUGUGGCAAGCCUGGCUGUCGAGUUAGCUCCUGCCCAGAUGGUCAUGAACUCGUCCGCACCGGGAAGGCUAUACGAAACGAAGCGGGGCGCUACACACUACCGAACGGACAGUUUCUCCCGCGGCACGUCGAAGCGCCAACCAUGCGGGAGCGUUUUGACAAGUUCCAUACACUCUACCCUGGCAACCUUGCAGCUGACCUCCGGAAUGGGCAACGCGACGAUCCCCCGCACAUGGCCUCGCAUUUUUUUGGCAAGCUGGCGGCGUUUAACGAGGGAGAAGAUGAUCCAGUCCAAGACUUCCUGCGCAAGGAACUCGAGCACCUUCCUGCCUCUGAUCCGCGUGUCCAGAUGUUCGAGGCCGCUUUGGAGGCGCGCAAGCAGCAAGUCACAGACGGUGUGAAGGCACCGAGGCGGACGUCCAGCCGCCUCAGCCAGAAGAAGGAGGUCCGUUUCUCAGACGACAGCACGAAGACGACCUCUAGCAAGCCCAGCGAGUCACCCGCUCCUCCCGUCGCCGCACCAGCUCCAGGACCACGCCCGCCAGCUCAGCCUUACCAGCCGAACGGACCUUCAGUUAGCAUACCUCGCACGCCGCCGACCGUCCCUCAGUUCCGAUACCACGCACCCAUCGAGAACGAUGCGAACGCACCCAAUCUUGUCAGACAGCUCCUUGAUCAACCGCUGCUCGUGUCUCCCCGCCACCUGCUUGCAGUCAGCCCUGACGUUCGGAAGGAACUUAACCGACACAUCUCGACGAAACGCGUACAGCUCGACGCUUUGACAACACCAGCACCUGUCGUGUCGACCAAUGACUUCUCGCAAGCCUCUUCUGCGCACUUUGCAGACGUUGACUCACCGCGCCCGGUACCCGUUUCAGUAAGCAACUGUCGCCUGCGCACAAUCCGUCCGCUCGUGGGUGGGCUGAUCCAUCCGGAAUGUAUCCUUGAUACGGGAUGCGAGAUGGUGGCGAUGCGUCAAGAUGUCUGGGAGCAGCUCAAAUGGCCGCUCAAUGUGGACGACCGGAUCACAAUCGAGGUUGCUAACAACACGACGACGCAGUCCUGCGGAUCACUCAAGGACGUCCCCUUCGAAAUCGGCGGUCUCACCUUCCAUCUUCAGGUUCAGGUUGUACCGGAGGCGCCCUGGGAAGUGCUCAUGGGUCGUGCCUUCCACACGUUCGCAAGCUGCGUAACUCAGGACUUCCCCGAUGGCAAUCAAUACAUCACAAUCACUGACCCAGUAUCGCAGCGGCACGUUCAGAUCCCUACGCACGAGCGAAGUGUUCCCCGGCGCCCGCAUUCCGAGGAUUUUUAG